Phaeoacremonium minimum UCRPA7 is the source of this 2052-nucleotide messenger RNA. RefSeq names its product putative l-ascorbate oxidase protein. The transcript is spliced from 2 exons. Gene Ontology annotation, molecular function: copper ion binding; oxidoreductase activity. The record is from RefSeq and is a predicted model, not a curated record. NCBI's taxonomy places the organism in Eukaryota, Fungi, Ascomycota, Sordariomycetes, Togniniales, Togniniaceae. Bases 1 to 2052 code for a protein of 683 amino acids.
AUGGCUGCGUACCAGCAGAUCCGGGACGCAUCUCCCGCCGCAGAUCACCAGGAUUUCGAGGAGCAUGAGUUGCAGAUCAACGAGAAGGACAAGGCUCCAGAUAUCGAUGCCGAGGAUGCGAGACUCUUGUCUGAAGAUGAAGAUGGCCUGAAGCCUGCUCCGAAAAGCAGACAGAGGCCGCCGAUAUGGCUGAUCGUUCUGCUGUGCGUCUUGGCCGUCUUGGUAGGCGUCGCGAUAGGAGUGUUAAGCUUCCUCUGGGUCCGAAAUAAGAACAAGCAGAGCUCGAGCACGACAGUUGCAUUCCGUCGACCAGCAUCUGAAUACGUACUAGAUCCCAACUGGAACUACAAUGCAAAACCAACAAGACGGGAGUAUAAUUGGGUGAUCAAGGACAUUGUCGCAAAUCCUGAUGGGGUCUUUCGGCCUAUGGUCACCAUUAAUGGCAUGUUUCCUGGUGAGCUGAUCGUCUGUAAUGAGGGAGACACGAUCGUGGUCAACGUGGACAACCAGGCAAAGAAUGCCACCUCCAUACACUGGCAUGGCAUCUUUCAGAAUGGCACAAAUUGGAUGGACGGCACGCCUGGCGUAACUCAAUGCCCAAUCGCUCCAGGGCGUAAGUUCCGGUAUGAGUUCACCGUGACCGGACAGUCGGGAACAUACUUCUACCACGGCCAUCAAGCAGCCCAGGGACUGGAUGGCUUGGUCGGGCCAAUAGUAGUCCAUUCGCGGGACAAGACCGACCGCCAGCAGAUUCCCUAUGCGAGCGAUCGCGUGGUCAUGCUCCAGGAUUGGUAUCACGAUCUCUCCGAUGGUCUCCUCCGGCAGACCUUGUCCCCAGGAGUCGAGUCCUCGCCCGUGCCCAACGGGGCCCUGAUCAACGGCGCCAAUAUCGUCGACUGCUCGCUGCAUCCCCAUCGCAAAUGCGACAACUCUACCGCGUCCCUGCCGACAUUCGACCUGGCACCCAACGAGCACCACCGCCUGCGCAUAUUGAAUGUCGGCGCGUUCGCUUGGUUCGAAGUCACGGUAGAUCACCACCUCAGCCUCCCGGUCACCGCGGUAGAUGGCGUCGGCGUCGAGGCCACCGCCGAUUCCAGCCUCCUUGUCGGCCCGGGCCAGCGGUACAGCGUCGUCCUGAACGCAAACCAGACCGAUUCGAAAGCAUUCUGGCUCAGGGCACGCAUGCUCAACCACUGCUUUGCCGAGAACGUCCUGCCCGAGAACGGCAUGGCCGAGGCCAAGGCCAUCGUUCAAUACGGCUCAGGGGCGUCUGCAAACACGCAGCUGCCGACCACCGAGAAUGACAGCGGCAGAUACGCCGUCACUUGCAGAGACCCGGCGCCGGGGACGUACGUGCCUGCACCGGCGCAGGCCGCCCCCGAGUACGCACAUCAGUCCUGGUAUCUCCGGGUGAACCUUGAGAUUGGGGACUGGCGUCUCGAGCGCGGCUUUCUGAACCAAAGCACCUAUCGGCCAAGCCUGUCAUCGCCCAUGCUGCAUAGGGUCGUCGACGGUCUAGCCGCCAAGAAUGAGACUUUUGAGGUGGAGGGCGUCAACGCCAGAGCCUUCGACACCGAGUCCGAGCUCGUCAUCAGCUCGAAAGAAAUCGAGACAGUAGAUAUCAUCAUGCAGAACUUCGAUGAGGGAAACCACCCCUUCCAUUUGCACGGAUCGCAAUUCUUCGUUCUCGCUUCCGGCCACGGCUACUUCCCCGGCUAUGAGAGCCUGGGUUUGCGGCCAAAUGGGAAAGGCCUGCUGGAUGCCACAAACUCGAGCAUCAUCGACAACCCUCUACGGCGAGAUGUCGCCACCGUCGAGGGCUUCGGCUGGCUCCUGAUCCGAUUCGUUGCCGACAACCCGGGCCUGUGGCUUUUCCACUGCCACAUGAUCUGGCACGGGGAAGCGGGUAUGGCUAUGCAGUUUCUCUCGAGACUGGACGUGCUCAAGAAUUGGAAGAUUCCAGAGCAGAAUCGUCAGCUUUGUGAGGUAGGCAUUCAGGAGCUCGAAAAGGGGUCUUGUCCGAAGGAUAGCAUCUUCUAUGGCACGACCUGA